Messenger RNA from Coregonus clupeaformis (lake whitefish), 1751 nucleotides. RefSeq names its product H6 family homeobox 4 (gene hmx4). Bases 104 to 886 code for a protein of 260 amino acids. The transcript has 2 exons. Gene Ontology annotation, biological process: regulation of transcription by RNA polymerase II. NCBI's taxonomy places the organism in Eukaryota, Metazoa, Chordata, Actinopteri, Salmoniformes, Salmonidae. Gene Ontology annotation, molecular function: DNA-binding transcription factor activity, RNA polymerase II-specific; RNA polymerase II transcription regulatory region sequence-specific DNA binding. The record is from RefSeq and is a predicted model, not a curated record. Gene Ontology annotation, cellular component: nucleus.
CCUAGUGUAGUUGCAAUCGAGGAGCAAUGGUGCUUGGAGUAUCUGGAGUCUUCGAUGUUUUGGGGACCUCAAUUCACCAUUCAGAACACAAUAAAAACUGCAAAUGUCGGGGAAUAUGAACAAGGCGGUUAUUCCCUUUCGGACUGCUUCAUUGAAAUUCACUAUUGACAAUAUUCUUAGUCUGAAGCAAAACAACAACAGCAACUUGGAUGCAUACGACUCAAACGUGCAGAGCGACGCCGGCUGUACAAAUAUUUUCACCCACCGAUAUGAGGACUACGAUGAACAAAGAAGGCAUGAGUCAAACUACACACACACCGAGACAGCGCAAACAAACAGCACCCGCCACGAUAUCUCGGCUUGUGCGCUUUCAGUCUGCCGUGAGGACGUCAAGGCGACGAAGAUGAUUGACACUAGUCCAAGGACCGAGAGCACUAGCAGCUGCGACGAUGUAUCUGAGCAACAUAAAGGCAACUCGAAAACCAAAGCAAUGGCAAAGAAGAAAACACGCACUAUAUUCUCCAAGAGGCAAAUUUUUCAGCUGGAAUCUACCUUUGACAUGAAAAGGUACCUGAGCAGUGCAGAACGGGGAUGUCUGGCGAACUCAUUACAACUUACCGAGACUCAAGUGAAAAUUUGGUUCCAGAAUCGUCGGAAUAAAUUGAAGCGACAGUUAUCCACGGACAUUGAAGGACCAGUUCCAGGCGACCACUUUUCAGAGGCCGGGAAAAAUGUGCAAUUACCAACUCUUUACAAAGAUAGCAACAUAUUGGGCGGAUGUUUGCUACCAAUGCCUUUCCCUGUUAUGUAUCCAGGAAACAGCGCGCCUUACAUUUAUUUUUCAAACGCUGGUAAAUAUUUUAGCCUUUUCGAUGCAGACGGAUGACUUUUAGGGAUGUAGGCUACCCAGUCGACAUCCAUGGCAAUCAAAAACGUUUGGAAUUAGAGCACCCACUGACACGUGGUAAUAACGUUGUAUUUUUUAUUUUAUUUUCAAGGAUGUUAAUACAAAUUCAGCAUCACUGAAAAUGCACAUUUCUUCAGUAUACAUAGAUAAUAGAGCUAUUCAGUUUAUGCUGGCGUUCUCGUGAUAUUUGCGUCAUUGACCAAUGCACGACAUGCAUGUGCCACUUUUAGUCUUUCACAAUUGCAAAUAAUUAAGUUAAUACAAAGUGAUAUGGUUUUGGGUGAGUUUAAAUAAAGAUUAGGGCCCAAGGGGAGCCUAUAUAGUCAGUGUAGCCUACACGUUGUUAUUAUUUUUAUAUUAUUAUAAAGGAUAUUAUUAUUAUUAUUUCUACUUCUCCCACAGCUAUUUUCAUCAAUGAAUUCACACCAUACCAAAGUAUGAUCUAUGCAUGCAUUAUUGUUAUUUGAUCCAUUUUAUUUUGUACAGUAAUGACAUUUGAAUGAAUGUAUGUUUAUGUUGUGUUUGGGAUUUGAUGUCUGAACUAUUUGUUCACUUUAUUAGGCCUACCUUUAUUAUCCCACCAUUCGUUGUUGCUUGCUUCCUAGAUAGUUCCAGGUAAGAUUUUCUAAGUAUUGUAGCUAUAGUCUUAAAUUGUUGACAUAUCUUUCUCUCUGUGCAGUCUUAUUACAGUUUAAUAAUAUGGCCUUACUUUUGCAGUUCCAUGUUGGUUUGUAAUCUUUUUUUUUUUUUUUUUUUACAUGUUAUUAUCUAAAAUAAUUUCAAACGACAGAUUGUAAAGCUGUUGACUUAUAUCAUGAAGAUGAUAAUAUGCAAUAAAAUGUUU